This is a messenger RNA of Colossoma macropomum (tambaqui), 3945 nucleotides long. RefSeq names its product STAM binding protein-like 1 (gene stambpl1). The record is from RefSeq and is a predicted model, not a curated record. NCBI's taxonomy places the organism in Eukaryota, Metazoa, Chordata, Actinopteri, Characiformes, Serrasalmidae. The transcript is spliced from 12 exons. Gene Ontology annotation, cellular component: membrane; endosome. Gene Ontology annotation, molecular function: metal-dependent deubiquitinase activity; K63-linked deubiquitinase activity; protein binding. Bases 230 to 1534 code for a protein of 434 amino acids. Gene Ontology annotation, biological process: protein K63-linked deubiquitination.
UCGAGGUUUGGACAAACCAUCUCACAUUGUAGGUUAUGGUGUCAGAGAGAGAGCAGCUUUCAGCCAUUUUAGCCGCUGUAAACUGCGCGCAUCCCUUUGGCGGACAUAAGAGGGCUGUUUAAGAAGUGCAAAGCAUGUGCUAGCCUACAUGUGACGACGGCAGCAGAGUGAGAGAUGCGGAGUAUGGGACACACGGAUUACCGCGUGGAAUCAUCUCAGGAGAUGACAGAUGGAGACAUCAGGAGGAUUGGAGCCUGCCAGCCUGCAUCCUAAAUACGCCAUGGACCAGGAGUUCAGCUUUAGCACCUUGAAGAAGCUGGCGGCUGAGCCGGACUACACCGACGUGACUCUGCCGGCGGUGGAGCGCGUGCGAGCGCUCAGUAAGAUGGGCUACAACAUUGAAAUUAAUGAGGAUAUCACCCCCCGCCGCUACUUCCGCUCAGGUGUGGAAAUGGAGCGCAUGGCAGCCGUCUACCUGGAGGAGGGCAGCCUGGAGAAUGCCUUCGUCCUCUACAAUAAAUUCAUCACUUUGUUUGUGGAGAAACUCCCCAGUCAUCGGGAUUACCAGCAGUGCAGCGUCCCAGAGAAGCAAGUGAUAAUGAAGAAAUUGCAAGAAGUGGCUUUUCCUCGCAAAGAUCAAUUGAAGAAACUCCUCCAUGAGAAAUACAGCAAGGAGUACAGUGAAUAUUUGAAGAGGCAGAGCCAGCCUGUGUCUGUCACCAUGUGCGGUGAGCAGUUGCAGAGGCUGACUUUGUUGGAGGAGGAGAGGCAGCGCGUGGCGCAGCUGCGGAAGAUGCAGCUGGAGUCAGAGCAGUUCCGCUACUUUGAAGAUCAGCUGCGCAGACAGGAGCAGGCCAACCGCAAAGAAGAAGCCACCCCCAAAGUGCCUGAACAAACCGACGGCUCCUGCCUGUCCCACACCACCAAAAACCAUGUGCGCCUAGACCCCAAACCGCCAACACCUGCCCCCAAACCAGCGGCCACCUUAGCGGCAGUUCAGAAUCAGCGGGUGGAAGGCCUAAGGCGGGUUCUGAUUCCCCGAGACCUGACAUACAGGUUUUUGCUGCUGGCCGACAGCAACACCGCCAGAGGCAUUGAGACGUGCGGUGUGCUCUGUGGAAAGCUGACUCACAACGAGUUUGUGCUCACACAUGUGAUUGUGCCCAAACAAUCAGCUGGCCCGGACUACUGUGACAUGGAGAACGUGGAAGAGCUCUUCAGUUAUCAGGACCACCAUAACCUACUGACCCUAGGCUGGAUCCAUACACACCCCACGCAGACAGCUUUCCUUUCCAGUGUGGAUCUGCACACACACAGCUCCUAUCAACUUAUGUUGCCUGAGGCCAUCGCCAUUGUCUGCUCGCCCAAGCAUAACGAUACGGGGGUUUUCAGACUCACCUGUGCUGGAAUGGGGGAGGUGGCAGGCUGCAGACUGAAGGGCUUUCACCCUCACUCAAAAGACCCCCCACUCUUCACUGUCUGUAAGCAUGUGGUCGUGAGGGAUUCCAAAACGACGGUGCUGGACCUCAGGUGACAGAGAAGGGGAAUGCACACUUCAGAGGAAGCAGGGGCAGCCCCAGAAGCCCUAUUUAUAUCUUUGUCUCCUUGAAGGCUUUUUGUAUUUAUUUAUUUAACAAGGUACUGUGAAGUGGAAUCUCUGUGUUGCACAGGUUGAUGUUGGCAUCUUCUAGUGAAGCUGUAAACCUGUUAAGUGGCGUUUUCCCUCUUUCUCGAAUUUGUUAUUGACUUUUUAAUGGCUUGCUUUUGCAUUUUUUUUUUUUGGCUGUUCAGAAACCUUCUUGGACAGUUUUGUGAUCUGACUGCUUGUCAGUUUCAGCAUUUACAGUUUGUCCUCAAGGUGGCAUCCUUGAGCUGCGUAAUGCCAUACUCGAAAUGUGAACUUUUUUAGGAGUUUUUAAAAGGAUGCAAAGGUUAUUUUUUGGACAGUUGCCUUAUGUAAUAUAUAUAUAGUAAUAAUAAUAAUUACAACAAUAAGUCAUUAGGGUUUUAUUAGGGUUUUAUUGCUAUGUACCUUGGAGAGAGCUACCUUUUUACCCAAUAAGCAUUUACAACACAGUGUUCAAGAGCUGAUGAUUUUUCUGAUGAAAUGAACACAGCAGAAAUUUUAUAAAGCCCCACUUUUUAGUGACUAGAUUUGAAAAUAUAUUCAGUUUAACAUACUUAGCUUAUAGCUAAAUGCAACAUCUUCACGCCUGAAUUUCAGGUCAGUCAAGGUGACAUUUAGUUGGAAGGAGUGCGUGGAUUUAUUGAGUCACUGGAGCAGUUAAUUGUGCCGCCCUAUUUUGGUCUUGAAACUCACGUGUUGUGGAGUGAAUGCUGUAAACAACAGAAUGGUACGGCUGAGAAGUGUGAACAAAAGGUCAGAGAUGUUCCCCCAGUCUUGCCUCACUUGACCCGAACCAAAGCACCCAGAGCAAAACAAGCAAAGAAGCCUAAGACGCCUUAUUAGAGGAGCUAACGCUGUCGGCCCACAGGCCAGGCGACACCCAUCUCAGGUACCAUUUCCACAUUCAAACAUUGUUUCCAUUUCCCUCUAGAGUGGAAAUUCCUAUUUCUCAGUAGCGGUUCUGCAGACGAUGAAAGCUUUCCGAGGGUGUCGAGUUUCCUCUUGCUGUCCAGUGAAUGUUGUCCGCAUAUCAUGGAUUUUGUGAGCUGUGGCUUUAGAAUGUUUUCAAGUGCAUCUCUGUCUGUGUGCCAGUAGUUCCACUGAAACGUGAGCACGUGGGAACUAUGACGCUGACGCAGUGACUGUAUGACAUUUUUUUCCACUGCCAUUUUGUUAAUAAAAGAAAAAACAAGGUUGAUGGUGUCACGUUUUUAAUGUUCAUAAUCUGUUAAUCUCUUCCUGAAUACAGAGUGAACUACCCUGACAUGAUUGAACAUGACAGGCAGUGACGAAGCUGCAACAGGAGGUGAUCUGUCAUCAUAUGAAAGAUGCAAUGCUAUGUGCAAGUGCAUAUCCUGGAACGAUUGUGUCAUCAUGACUUGUUGAAAUCAGUUUUCCCAUAUUAACAUUUUUUUUUAUUUCAUAAACAGUUUCUAUGUGUACAGUGUGGCUUUAAGUUCUAUAUGUAGCCUAUUUGCCAGAGGUAUUUUUAGAUGUUUUACUUAACAUUUCAACAAUUCUGUGAACAAGAAGUGAAUAACAUGGUAACUGUAAUUAUCCAUUUACAUUCUUUUUAUGUAAGGUUAACUGCCAUGAGAUUUGAUAUCCACUUUCAAAAUAAGAGUAGUUCUUGAAAGUAAUUUUAUUAAACCUUUAUUAUUAUUUUUUACUUCUUGAUGCUAUACAGCUUUCUCAGUCAUUUUAGUCUUCUGUAGCUCUGUUCAUCAUUCCAGACACAAUUAACUGUUCUUAUUUUUAUUUACAGCGUCUUGUUGUCCUACGAAUGAUCUAAAAAUCUGCAACCAGUUUUCAAUAAUGCUUUUAUAUUACUGAAAACAUUCAUUCUGGCCUUUUGACAAGUGAUUCCAAACCUGUGAUUAGAAAAGGGCGUUUUUGAAAUAAUAAAACAUGGAGUCAGUUGUGACAUGUUUACGUGGUGGUGUGAGAGUCAUGCACUGAACAAAAAAAUGAAGUUAAAGACAGUUUCUGAAUGCAGAGCUUUAUUCGUUCCUGGGCUUAUCAUAUAGAUAUCCGCACAAACUGCCUCAAAGCCCACAGCAGUGAAGAAAACACAUGCGAGGGUUAUCUUAUUGCAUUUUGAACACGGAGGGAGAACAUGAACUCUGUUUCUUUCUGAACUGUUACAGAACACUUUGCGUUUAUUUUCUUUCUCUCACUCUCGCUCUCGCUCUUUCUUUCUCCCUCCUAACUGGGGCCUCACCAACCCCAGGAAUCUUCCCAAUCUGUUCAUUAUUGGCGGCAUGUUCAAGCUUUUCUCAUCCAAUGUAACAAAAAUAAUCAAUGACGAAAAAAAAAAA